Branchiostoma belcheri (Belcher's lancelet) is the source of this 2286-nucleotide messenger RNA. RefSeq names its product ankyrin repeat domain-containing protein 17-like. Gene Ontology annotation, biological process: regulation of apoptotic process. Bases 285 to 2153 code for a protein of 622 amino acids. Gene Ontology annotation, molecular function: protein binding. The record is from RefSeq and is a predicted model, not a curated record. NCBI's taxonomy places the organism in Eukaryota, Metazoa, Chordata, Leptocardii, Amphioxiformes, Branchiostomatidae. The transcript has a single exon.
CAGGUAACGUAUUAAUGAAAAUGAUUUCCUGUAAGAAAGGAAAGGGCGAGGCACUAGAUCCUGCUGAUUUACGUGCUUCUUGCCGCUCUCCAAUGUUUCCUGGUCGAGGUAUCGUCUCUUGUAUUUGUUGGAAAGUAUUAUGAAGACAAGUAGGUUACCUGGAACUUUUAAGAAUAAUUUUACCUCAACAAGCCACUGCCAGUGAAGAAAGAGGGCUGUACUUGGAGCCCAUGCUAUUUCUGAAGUAGGUACUGGUUUUCAACGAAGUUUAACUGUUGAUAACAAUGAGUUUAAAAACGUCUCAACUGACCAAGCUUCCUAAAGCAGAGGACAGAAAGUUGAUCAACAAGCUUCGGGAUGUCUUACACGCCAUCAAGGUACGUGACAUGACCAAACUGAUCAAGCUUCUAUCCAAGGAUGACAGGCCAGAUCUAAACUACCAAGUGCCCUUAAAGAGGAAGAUUUUACAAAGGGCCCAACACAAGCAGUGGGUCAGCCCGUUGCAGUAUGCCUGUGAGAAAGGUACACCUGAAAUGGUGGGGGCCAUCUUGGCAGCAGGGGCCAUGGUCAAUAUCAGACCGCAUUCUCCCCUAACAUAUGCGAUCUGCUCUUUUAAAGUAGCCCUAGUUGACAGACUGCUACAUAGCGGGGCCAGUCCAAUCGAAUCUGGAGACCCAAAUGACUGGGAUAUGGCAGUAGCCAUGAACUUGAAACUACGCUCUGACAGCCCCAACGAAAAGCAGCAACAACGCGAGAUCAUCACCUUGUUGUGUAAGGCAGGUUGUGAUGUGAACAUGCGCAUGUUCGCAGUAUGGCCUCUUGGCAGCACAAAGAUCUUUAACCAGGUGAAGGGGACCAAUAGGAAAAGCAGAGCUGUCUACCAGCCACCAUUGCUGUUCCACGUUGUGUCUGAAGGUGACCUUGAAAUGUGCAGAGUCUUCCUGGAAUCAGGGGCCGAGGUGAACGCGAAAGAUUCGCUGUACAACGAAACUGCGCUGUACGUAGCCAUGACAAGUACGAAAGAAGAAAACCUGCCGAUAGUCGAGCUGUUGCUCGCCUAUGGUGCUGACCCAAAUCAGUCCAAAGAUGGCUCCUCUCUCCUGCACCUGGCUACAGAGCAAGGGAGAACAAAGACCGUAGAAGCGUUGGUACAAGCUGGCGCCAACAGAGCUGCACUCGACAGUGACGGCCAUAGCCCGCUUCACUUUGCUGCAGCUAAUAGCAACACAGAAUUGGUCAAACUUCUGUCCCUUCCACAAAUUCUGAACAAACCCGACAAAGAUGGCCUAACUGCACUUCACCUAGCUGCAGACAGGGGGAACCUAGCCACAGUACAAGCACUGCUAGAAGCUGGGGCAGACAUUGAUGUGGAAACACCAGUGACCAAAGUCUCACCACUAGACAUGGCCUUGCACAACGACCACCAGAAAGUGGCAGACUUUCUGAAGAAAAUGAAGAGGAACAACCUGUUACAGAGUGACCACGCAGUAACGCACUCCGAGUCGAUGCCAGAACUGUUGUCUAAGACAAGAAAUACCCCCACAAGUCCCAAGAAGUUGGUUACAGACCCUAAGGAAGAGAAUCAAAGCCUUAAAGAGAAGCUGAGAAAGCAAGAAGAAGAAACAGAACUGUUGAGACAAGAGAACAAUCGGUUGAAACAGGAGACAAAUCAACAAAAAGAGGAGAUAAAUCAACAAAAAGAAGACAUAAAUCAACAAAAAGAAGAGAUAAAUCAGCAAAAAGAAGAAAUAUCUCAUCUAAAAGAACAGCACAGCUCUCAGCUGACAGAAAAGGAUAAAACUGUAGUGUCGCUCAAAAAGGAGCUUCAAAAAUUCCAAGUCAUCCAUUACGAGGAGAACUCAAAGCCAGUACCCAUGUCCGACCAACACAAACAGGCACUGACGACCAACUGGCCACAGUUCCUACAGGACCUCCAUCACAGCGUGGUGGUACCCCCCCUGGUGGCAGGGGGUAUCCUGACCCCCCACAUGGAGGAGGAGGUGGUGAAGGCGUACCACACCAGACGAGACCGUAACAACCACCUGUUGGACACGUUACUCACCAGAGGAGACCAGGCGUUCUAUGUGUUCCGCCAGGCACUGAGGAAGGACCCUGGUAGUGAACAUCUGGCUGCACUACUGAAUGUAGACUGAUGUGGACUCCCUUCAUCCAAGACUGCUAGACACAGUGAAUAACAAGGUUCUUUAUUUACAACCACAAGAGCCGGAUUUCGGUGACUGUUUGUCAUCUAUUGACCAGUUUCCCAUCCCCAGAAUGCAGAGGUAA